AACAAACAUGUAGAAAUAAAAAAAAUUACUGAAAUAAAUACAACAGAAAAAUAUAAUAAAAUGUAAUUUAUCUGCAAUCGUACAUCACACAUUCAAUGGAACACAAAAAAUGUGGAAACCAUAAAAUAAAACAAAAGAUAAAAACGACAAGCUAAAGCCACAAUAAUAUUGUGGUUAAAGAAAAAUAAACUUAAUAUUGAAAACUUUAAAAUUAAUUUUAACAAAAAAAAUAUAUAUUAUAAUUUUACUUGAUAUAUUUAAUAAGAAAAAGUUGAAAAAAACAAACUAAUAUGUGGUGGUGUUGCAAAAAUAUUAUUAAACUAGUGUUUCUUUUUUAAUAGUUGCAGUUUCUUUACAUUACACUGUGGUUGCAUUAUCAUAGCAAUAUUGCAAUAAUUUGUGGAUUAACAGAUAAGCGGAUUAAAAUGCUGCAUUCAUAGAGUGGGUAAAACUAACGAACCGUAAUGAUAAUGCCCAUCAUAGAAGAAAAUCAAAAUUUUUGUCUAAAAUUAAAACAAAUCUUGACAAUACAAGUACAACUUUUUGCCGUCAACAAUAUAACAAAAAUAUAAACAAGAAACUAAUUAAAAUGCAAUUUAAAUUAACAAAACAACAAGAACGAAAAAAGUUUCAUUAUAAACGUCAACUUAAGCAGCAGCAUACUAAAAAAAAUCAGCAAUAAAAAUUUACAUACCAACAACUAUUAACAGCGGCAUAAUAUAGUUAAAGUUUGUACAAAAUUUAAUUUUUUUAUAAAAAAGAACAAGUAAAAACAAUAUAGUGAAAGAAAGUAGAGAGAAAAAAUCAUCUAAAUGGAAUACAGAAUAAAAUAAAUUGUAGCUGCAUCUAAAUGAAGUUAACAAUCUGUCAAUUUGGUAAAUUGUUUCUGCUGUUGACAGCCUUUUUCUUCGUAACAAAAUCCUUUAAAAUACUUGCUGUUGACGCUGCUGCUACUGCCUCUACCUUUGUUACCCCUAGUCCUAUUAAUAACAAAACUCUUACAGUUACUAUAGAAACUAGUGUGAAGACAGAUGCUAUUGGCAGUUUAAAGUCUUCUAAUACCAAUGCUCUAGUUCAACAGGACAUUGAGCGGAAAUUUGAAAUAGUUACACAACAGCCAACGACUAAAUCAAUAACAAAAACUAACAACAAGAACACCAAAAGCAAUAAGGUGAAAAGCCAAGUUUAUGAAGAAAAACAACAACUACAACAUCAAACACUCAUAAAUAAUACAUACAACGUUUUAUCAAAUAAAGUGGGGGAAAAGUUAGAAAAUAUUACAUUAAAAGGAAAUGAAAAUGAAAAUCAAACAAAAACAACAAAAACAUUGCCUACAACAAAAAUAUUUGAUUUACCAGCAACAACUAAACUGCAACAGCCUGUUGUAAAUGGAUUAUUGGCAAAACCUUACAACACUCAACCAAAUGCCAAUAAUGUUAAAUACAAUAAUAAUGAAAAUCAUGUUCAUGACGAUGAUGAUGACGAUGAGUAUGUCAAAAUUAAGUCAAAUGUAUCAAGACAAAUGUCAGACACAAUACAAAGCUCAUCAACCACACAUGUGACACAUUUAAAUCACAUACACUCUGGCCAAACAGCAAACAAUGAAUUUGUAUUACAACAAACUAAAAUAAAACAACAAAAGCGCAUAAAACCUCAAUUCAACAAACAACCUUUAUUACGAUCAUCGACAUCAUCAUCGCCGUCGUACUCAUCAGCAGUAGCCGCAAUAAAAUUAAACACAGUGACUUCAGCUUCAACUUCAUUACUACCCCUAAGAUCACAAUAUAAUCAACAGCAACAAGACUACACAUCAUUCGAUUUAAGCCAGCAUCCAUUUAGGCAACAAUCACAACAACUAGAGCAUCAACAAACAUCCUCUAAAAUAACAGCGUCAGCUCAAAUUGUUCCCUCAUUGUCGUCAUCAUCAACAUCAGCAUCAUCAUCGGGGAAGCGUGUGGGUAUUUUAAUGCCUUCCCGUCUGCUAAAUAGAAUGUAUGUGCAACAGGGUUUUCGUAAUUUUGUGGAAUUUUUCCAAGUGAACUUGAACAAUGUCAGUGUUGAUUUUAUACCAGAUGAUGAUUUAACAACAUUCAUUAAGCUACUGGAACAACCCAAUUACACAACGUUGGUGAAAACCUUAAAUGCUGGCAUUAAUCUAGAUGAUGAUGAUAAUGAUGACCUUGUUGAAGGAGCUUUCUUAAAGCCACAACAACAUCAACGUCGUCAUCAUACGACAGAAUCACAUAAAAACCAGCCAUCAAACAAAGAAUCACAGGAAAAUCAAACUAAAGAUGAAGACAACAUGAAUAUGGAUGAAAAUAAAAAUGAAAAAGUAAAACUAAAAGAUAAUGAAAAUAAAAAUUAUGAGGAUUUACAAAAUCAAAAACAUUCACACGCAGCAGCAGCCACAGCAGCUUCAUCUUCGAUGGCAAGAAAUGAAGCUGCUGGUUUAACAAAGCAAUCUAUGGAAGAGGAACAACAACGGCAAGAUAAACAUUUAAACAUUGGUUAUUGCCACUUGACUAAAGCUCUGGAGCGUGAUUUUAAUAAAACGAUUUUUCUCUGGCCAUGUCCGCACAUGAAAGAAUCUAGCAAUUUUCUACCAUCAUACGAAGCAAUUUCCUUUGCUGUUAAAAGUAUAGCAACUAAACUUAAUUGGACAAAAGUUGACAUCUACGUUGGCGAUGAAAAUUGGGCAUUACCAAUGGCCAUAGCAGCCAACAUGCAUGUACCAUAUAAAAUUGAAAUUGGAGAAGAUGACAUACGUGAUCUGAAUGCUGAUGAUAAAAUUGGUAAAGCAAUAAUCAUUACUGCUGCCAUGAAUGAUGUUACAACAUUACGCCUGCUCAGAUUAUUGGAAACCUUAAUGCAUACCAAAGUGCUGCUCAUUGACAUUGUGGCAACAUCUUUUAAUGCUGAAAAUCGUUUCUACAAGUAUUUGACACGUAUUAAACCAGAAUCUCAACUAAUGUCCAAUCUGCUGCUAUUGACAAUACUGAGUGACAACUAUCGAUAUUUCCUUAAUGUGGCCUUUGAUAAUAAUGGCAUUGAAAUGGUGCAAAAUUUUCGCCAACAAAAAUUGGAGCGUGAAAAGGGAAAAAAUAAAAAGGCUCAGCCCAACAGCUGGCCUAUACAUUUAGAUGAAUCUGUAACGGAGGUGUUGCAAUUACGUGAGGCUAGCAAUAAAAAAUUAAAUAGAACUGUGUCUGCAGAUAUGGCAAAAAAAGAAUUUAUAUAUUUACAAAAAUUGCUAAAGGAGUGUCCUACAUUGAAUGUUUCUGCCACAAAUAUAAAUUUAUUAUGUAUUAAUUCUCAACAUAUAAAAGAAAACUGUUUGAAUGAACAACAACAGCAGGUUUUUCAAACACUUUGCCAAAAUCAUAACAUCUUAAGAGAACAACAAUUAAUAGAAAAUUUAAGAAAUUUUAUAGAUUUUUUUAAUUUUUAUGAUUUCUUAAUUGGCAAUAUUUUAAAUUCAACACCAACAGAAGCUACAACAACAUCCUCAAGUGCUAGUAAAUCUUUAAAACAUGUGCCAAAAUACGAUUUUAUUGUUCUAGAUGUGGUACGUGGCAUUGCCAAUAAAGCUGUAGAUGCAACAAGACAUAUAUCCGUUACUAAUGAUACUACUAGCAGCAAUAUGUUUGAUUUUAUAAACGGAAAACAUCAACUAGAACAUCGAUACUAUAGCUUAACAAAUACAACAAUAAAUAAAAGUUCAUCAUCAUCAUCAUCAACACCAUCAGCAUCAUCAUUAGUAUUUAAAUGGCGACCCCUAUUGAUAUUAGAACAACAUGAAAUCAAUUUAAAAACCUAUAUAACACAUUCCAUUUUACCUGGUUACGAUGAUUGGCUGUUAGUUAGCACUGCUCAGCUUUGGUAUUGUGGCUCUAUAUGUUGGACAAUUAUUGCAAUAUGUGUGGGUGUCUUGUUAGUUAUUGUUGUGGCAAGUGUUGCAGCUGGUAUAGCCAUGAGAAAUUAUUUAUUACGCAAACGUUUAUCUAAAGGACCUAAUAAAAUUGUAUUAUCUGCAAAUGAUUUUGUAUUCCCGGUGGAUUCACGUAGAGUGGAUGAGGGCAUUGAAGCCAUGCUGUGCUGUUGGCUGCAACAAUUGCAAGAGUUUGGUGGUCCGGAAGUGGACAAGCCGGACUUGUUAAAGGGUUCUAUAGGUUCUUUAAAGAAUCUCGGUUUUAUAAUACCAGGUGCUGCUAAUAAUUCGACAACGGCCACAGUUAAUGGUAAAACUAGUUCUGGUUCAGCCAGUUUAGCUAGACACAAUCCAGCCUUGCUGGACAUGAGAGCCAGAUACAAUGGUGAUCUAGUACAACUUAAGGAGGUGCCCUUAAAUGGUUCCACUGAAUUGAAAGCCAAAGCCAUGGAUUUACUGGUAAUGGCUCAUGGUCUAAGACAUGAAAACAUUAAUCCCCUAAUAGGCUGGCUGGCCGAUCCUAGUCGCACGGCCAUGGUUUUCGACUAUUGUUCACGUGGUUCACUGCAAGAUGUCCUCAUCAUGGAUGAAAUCAAAUUAGACUGGUCAUUUCGUUUAAGUCUCCUAACAGACUUAGUACGUGGCAUGCGUUACUUGCAUGCCUCACCACUGCGUGUUCAUGGUACAUUAACGUCACGUAAUUGUGUUGUUGAUGCACGUUGGGUAUUAAAAAUAACUGAUUACGGCUUACCUCUAUUCUAUGAGGCUCAAGGUUUAACACUACCACCACGCAACUACAAAGAACUACUCUGGACAGCUCCUGAGUUGUUGCGUUCACUGAAACCUCAAAAUCAUCAACACCACCAUCACCAUCAUCAUGGUACGAGAAUAUUGGGCACUCAGGCCGGUGAUGUCUAUUCGUUUGGCAUAAUAAUGCAAGAAGUGGUGGUGCGAGGUGAACCGUACUGUAUGUUGUCGCUGUCGGCUGAGGAAAUAAUAGCGAAAAUAAAAAAACCACCACCCUUAAUAAGACCCUCGGUAUCAAAGGGUGCUGCACCACCGGAGGCUAUUAAUAUUAUGCGUCAAUGUUGGGCGGAACAACCAGAAAUGCGACCAGAUUUCAAUUCAGUUUAUGAACGUUUUAAAUUGUUAAAUCAUGGACGUAAAGUGAAUUUUGUCGAUACGAUGUUUCAAAUGCUAGAGAAAUAUUCAAAUAAUUUGGAAGAAUUGAUACGUGAGAGAACCGAACAAUUAGAUAUUGAAAGAAAAAAGACUGAGCAACUGUUAAACAGAAUGUUGCCGAGUUCGGUAGCGGAAAAAUUAAAAAUGGGCUUAGCGGUUGAGCCCGAAGAAUUUUCAGAUGUUACAAUAUAUUUCAGUGAUAUUGUUGGUUUUACAACAAUAGCUGCUCAUUGCACACCAGUACAGGUUGUUGAUCUUUUAAAUGAUCUCUAUACAAUAUUUGAUGCUACCAUCAAUGCUUACAAUGUUUACAAGGUUGAAACCAUUGGUGAUGCUUAUAUGGUUGUUAGUGGCAUACCCGUACGUACACCCGAUCAUGCCGAGCAAAUUGCCACUAUGGCUUUAGAUUUACUACAUCAAAGUGGCCGUUUUAAUGUUAAACAUUUACCAGGAGUGCCGCUACAGUUAAGAAUAGGUCUACAUACCGGUCCCUGCUGUGCGGGGGUGGUUGGUUUAACUAUGCCUCGGUAUUGUUUAUUUGGUGAUACAGUAAAUACCGCCUCAAGAAUGGAAUCUACAGGUUCCUCUUGGCGCAUUCACAUGUCUCAGGAGACACGUAAUCGUUUAGAAGCUCGUGGUGGCUAUAUGAUAGAACCCAGGGGUCUUAUAGAUAUUAAGGGUAAAGGAAUGAUGAAUACAUUUUGGUUGUUAGGCAAGAAAGGUUUCGAUAAACCUUUGCCAAAUCCCCCACCGAUUGGAGAGUCGCAUGGUUUAGAUGAAUCAUUGAUACGCAACUCGAUCACACUCAAGGCUCAAGCCAACAAAUCACGUAAUAGUACAAAUCCAUCUUCCAGCCAAUCAUCCUCUCUGGCCGGUGAGUCGGUUGAGGUUAAAGUUGAAAUAACACCACCCACAAAUGUUGAUGUUUGUUCAUCCUCAAAUCUACCCAAUUCCUAUUCAUUGGAUUCCAAUUCAACCAAUACCAUUAGUCCCAAUAUGACACUGUGUCCAGAGUUCCCAACCAAAACGCCCAGUAACUCACCACAACCUAGAAAGAUAACUGAAAUUGCAACCGAUAAUCUAUUAAAUCCUUCAAAUUUCAAUCGUUUACCCACAUCAGCGGCGGGAUCAUCAUCGAGACUUUAUAAGAAAAUUGAGGAAAUGAUGGAUCUUAGUUCACCCUAUAAUCAUUAUAAAUGCUUGAGUCCCAGUGAAAGUAAUCUAACACAAUUCUAUGAUGGCAAAUAUUUGUAUAGCGGUGGUGGAGGUGUUGGUAAUACGGUGGCAAAUAGUUUUCAUUCGGUAACGGGUAGAUUUGAAAAACCCGGUUCUUCACGUUUACUACGACGUCAAUUUAGUUUGGAUCGUGACGAUACACAAUCGAAAUCUGAACAUCAACAUCAUCAGCAUCAUCAGUCUUCCUUACAAUCGUCCCUACCGUUAUCGUUAUCGAAUAAGUCUUCAACACUGGAAAUACCCGUACUGCAUGAUACGGCCCGAAGUCCCAAAGGUACUCUCACCAGGGUACACAAACAAAAUUCCACGUCUAUAGCACAAGAUCUGGAGAAAAUUGAAGAAAUACCUUUAUCGCCGGCUUCAUCACAACAACACAGUAGUUUAGACAGUAACAUCAAUCGUAGUCCACCCUCUACCAUAGAAGCUCAAUCACCACCGGUACAAACUGUUGUGACAAAACGUAAAACUGGUCUUUUGACCUCAAUGUCACCACCACCCACACUACUAUCGGCACCUACCUCACCUGCUCCUUCAAGAUCGCUAAAUGGCGUGGCCUAUAAUUGCACCAUUAUGGAAAGUCCAACUACAGAUGCUUCUUCUACAGCGACAACAACAGCUUCGGUUAAUUCGAAUACUACGACACCAAUAGAAGAACCAAAAAGUAAUUUAAAGAAACAAGAAAUAAUGCUUAACGUUGAGGCUUUGAUAAGCAGGUAGGAUACGGUUUAAAUUUGUUUUGUUUUGACUUAUAUUUAAUUUAAAAGAAUUUUAAUUUAGAAAAUUUAGCAGACAUUUUUUUUAAAUUCUACUUUAGCAAUUUUAUAAAAUGAUACGACUUAUUAGUAGAAAUUUGAAUGGCUUUAUAAUUAAGAAAUGGUACCUUAUAAGUAAUGGGCUUUUUAGCAUAAAAGUACAAUUUAUUUUUUUGUAUUUUUAUUUAAUCACAAGAGAUGUUAUUAAGUAGUAAAUGAAUAUAUGGAAAGUUUAUGUAAUGAAAAUGUUUAAUUAAGUAAUAAAUUGUUAAAUUUUAAGAAAAAAUUUAAUUAUAAAAAUAAACCAGUAAGAAAGUCGGACAAUACCGAUUAUAUGAUACCCUACACCAAGAUAUUGUGUUUCAUCUUACGACGGAGCUAAGCAACUAUUAUGGACUGUAAUAUGAUGAAAUUUUUUUUUGUGAUAUGAUCUAUUCUGAUAAACCUGUAAAAUGUUUGCAGUUUUGUUUUAGGUUGUUUUUUUUUAAUAUUUUGGUUCCCUAAAAAGAUCUGAUCGAUAACAUGUUUAAAUUCCAGAACAUCUUGGUGCCAUAGAGCCUUCAUUAGCUUGUAAAAAGUUUUCAGCGAUCUAAAGAUGGUUCGUGUGUUUUAUAGAUCGUUACUGAUCUUUUCAUCAUAAGAUCAUUGUGAUCGAAAAUUUCUCCACCUUUUUUUGUCGAUUUCAAGAGAUACAUACAUCUUCAGACGUAUUUCUCUUUAUAGCAAAAUUUGAAAAUUCUUUUAUAGAUCUGGCUUGAAAAGCGACAAUUAUCUUUAAUGUGUGUGUGUAUUAGAGUAGAUCUUUCUUUAUUUGAAACUGAUCAUCUUAAGAUCUUUUUUCUUUAUUAGCAACUUAAAAGAAGUCAGCUCGAAGAUUUUGUGUUCAACCGAGGAUUUAUGCCUUUGUGUUUUCCAGCACUAGGAAUAUUAUCCUGGUGGAUAAGUUCACCAAUCUUCUACUUAAAAGAUUAUUUGAAAAGUUGGAUUCAGCAUUCCACUGUUGUUCACAUAGAAUUCAAUUGAGUUCUUGGUGUGAUCUUUCUUCGUUUGACUAUCAUCUUUACCAUAUACAUCAUCGAGAAUUUCUAGAGAGUCCUGAUCGAUAACAUGUUUAAAUUCCGAUACAUCUUGGUACUAAGUCGUUUUCGUUGUUCUAUUUAUUCACCAACGAAGUGACUAGCCUUCGUUAGCCUGUAAAGAGUUUUUAGCGAUCUGAAGAUGGUUAGAUCGUUGGGUGUCAUAGUUCGUUACAGAUUUCUCAUAAGAUCAUUGUGAUAGAAAAUUUAUUCACUUUUUUUGUCGAUUUGAAGAACAACGUACAUCUUUUGAUGCAAUUCUCUUUAUGGUAACAUUUUGGAAAUACUUUUAUAGAUUUGGCCAGAAAAGCAACAAUUGUCUUUGAUGUGUGUGUGUAUUAGAGUGGAUCUUUCUUUAUUUAGAAAUUGAUGUUCUUAAGAUCUUUUUUCUUUAUUAACAGCUUAAAGGAAGUCAGCUCAAAGUUCUUGUAUUCAACCGAGGAUUUAUGCCCUUGUGGUUCCCAGCAGUAGGAUUAUCAUCGUGGUGGAUAAAUCCACCAAUCUUCUACUUAAAUGAUUAUUUGAAAAGUUAGCUUUAGAAUUUCCCUGUUGCUCUCCCAUAGAGAACUGAUUUAGCUCUUAGUGUUAUCUAGCUUUCCAUGUUCUUUAUUAAGAACCAAAUUCGCUAAACUUGUCAUCAUAAAAAGAAAAAGAUUCUCUGAAAUCCAACAUCAUGCUUCUAGUCGUGAAGCAAAGCUAACUUCCAUAACUUUCGAGUAGCUGUUAUACUACAAUAAAGUCACCAGCACCUGUUCUUCAUGAUCCACGAUCACGGUAUGAACGUCAAGUCAAGAUUGGCUAUACAAUUGUCCAAAUAGUGGUUAAUAGAGAUUAAACAAAAUAUUAAACUAUAGUCUAGUUAAAAAACAAUUCCACAAGCCAGUCAGUAGACUAUUCCACAAACUGGUCUGCAAAUUUAUAAUACUUUAAAGAUCUGUCAAUAGACUAAUAAAUUAUUUUGGACAAAGGGCUAGACAAACGUCUUUCGACAACAAAAUAAGACUACUAUACAGGUCUAGAAGGUCAAUCAAAUUGUCUAAAUACUUGUUAAUCGUUUUGUACAAAGAGUAGACUGUAAUCUAGCCUAAUGACUAAUACAACAAUCAAUGAACAGACUAUUUCAUAAACUAGUCAACUAAAGGGUCUACAAGUUCAAUAACUAGUCUAUCAACUACUACAUUAAUUUUCAAGAGACUUGUCCACAGGCUUCUCAUUCGCAUUUUGUCUACCCCAGUAGCAUCUUUGAUUAACAGACCCGGGGUACUUGUCCGUUUUGUAGCAGUCACAAUAGCACUCAGCCCUGUCGCUUGAUUUUGGAUUUUGUUUUGACCAAAAACUAUCGGACUGACAGAACCAGAUUGUACCUUAUAGCCGCCCUUAACAUAGGGGACAGACGCUAGAAAGGUACGGUUAUGUUGCCUAGGUAACCCAAACCACAGUCCCUGGCCGACAUCAAAGUGAAUGGGGGAAAUGGUAAAUGCCCUAACUAAGGGAACAAACGCUACCAGAUCGUGAUCGCUAGGCGACCGAAGAUGGUAAUUUACUCCACAGACACUGUGAGAUAUGGGAGGGUAGUUCUCUGUUCAUAUCAUGUUGUAACUGAACUGAAGACUCAAGGUGAUUACCUACAACAGAGACUACCCGCAGUAGUUUAUAGACUACUACAUAAAUUUUCAGGAGAAGAGUCAAUGCAUAGGAAAAAGACAGUAAUUUCCACUAAAAGUUAACCACCUGGAUGAUAGUAAUUCGAAUGUUUUGGGUCAUUCGUCACGAAUGCACUCUUUGUAAUCGAGAAUGAAGACAGUCGUCACUUUAGUGUCCUCUUUGUAAGCGGGAGCGGAUACAGUCGUCUUUUUACUGUCCUUAAGUAACCUAGAGAUUAUACUUGUUUUUUUUUUUUUUUUUUUUGUAUUUACGAAAGACAGUCCUCACUUUAGUGUGCCCUUUGUAAGCGAGAGCGGAGGCAAUCUCUUUGUAGGGUGUAGAGUGACGAUUGACUUCCUCGUAGGACAAGCCCAUGUUAAAAUGGUCGGUCACCUGGCUGGUCAGGUGACUAGGGGCCUCCACAAGUGGUAGGUUAAGUAAUCACUUCGGAACUGUCCCGUCGAACUGCUGAGUUAAUAUAGGUCCAUAAUUUAUCAGCAUCAAAUAGUUAAGGACAUUCGAACUUCUAUUAAGGUGUAGGGUAAAUCUCAUAAGAGUUAUAAAAAAUAAUUAUAUUUAAAUAAAAUCUUCUUCCAUAUAAGUUGGUUAAUUUUUAUAAAAAAAAUAUAUUAAUUUACUUACCAUAUUAACAAACAGCAAGAAAACUAUAUUUCAUUUUUAAUUUCUUCACAAGACAAUCGUUAUUUAUGUAAAAAUUUCUUAAAAAAAACAAAAGAAAAAAUAUAUAAAUCCUAAAAAAAACAUUAUAUUUAAUGUAGUAAAUGUUAAUUGUUAGGUAACGUGUAACUAACUAAAAAAAACUAUCUACUAGUAACUAACUCAAUAACUAAAUAAAUUGUUUUCCAAUAAUAUAA
Lucilia cuprina (Australian sheep blowfly) is the source of this 10693-nucleotide messenger RNA. RefSeq lists its product as uncharacterized. Gene Ontology annotation, molecular function: peptide receptor activity; protein kinase activity; ATP binding. The record is from RefSeq and is a predicted model, not a curated record. The transcript has 14 exons. NCBI's taxonomy places the organism in Eukaryota, Metazoa, Arthropoda, Insecta, Diptera, Calliphoridae. Gene Ontology annotation, biological process: protein phosphorylation; receptor guanylyl cyclase signaling pathway; cGMP biosynthetic process. The coding region runs from base 851 to 7063 and encodes 2070 amino acids.